AUGAUUAGAAUAUCGACAAAGUCCAUCAGCAGAUGCUGCUACCAGCUGAAAAGCGUUGUUCCACAAAAGAGAACGCUGGCGUAUAUCACCGGGACACACAAGCACAUCAAGCGUAGCAUGAUUUUCCAGCAGGGAUACUUUCCAAACACUUCGCCUUCGUCGUAUAUCAAGCACCCAGCCAGCUCCUCUGGGUCUACAUCAACAAACACUUCCACCUAUCCUUCAUCAUACAGUAGCUCUAGAAGCACUACCACUGCAUCCACAACCGGCUCGUUCUCUGAGUCUGCAGCUUCUGCUGCGGCCUCUGCGCCAAAUUCGCGCAGAAAGCCCACGCUAGGAAGUGAGGUGGAGGACCCUACCACCAUUACAAACCCCAUCAAGUCCGAGAGUGGUGACGUGCUGCGGAUCAAGAUUACACAACGGGCAGCCAACAAACUGAAUGAGAUUAAAGAGGCCGACAAAAAUGCUGACCAGAUUUUGCGCAUUUUGGUGGAGAGCGGCGGGUGCCACGGAUACCAGUAUGUGCUUGGGCUUAAGAGUACAAGUACAAUUGAUCCUGAUGAGGACUGCAUUUUUGACCGCGAUGGCGCAAAGUUUGUUGUCGAUUCAACUUCGCUCCAGAUCCUAAGAGAUUCUACCAUUGAUUAUACUACAGAGCUGAUUGGAAGUCAGUUUAAGGUUAUCAACAGUCCCUACGCCACAUCUAGUUGCGGAUGCGGGUCCAGCUUUGACUUUGAUCCUUCGGCAAUUCCAAAGUAA
This is a messenger RNA of Magnusiomyces paraingens, 759 nucleotides long. RefSeq lists its product as uncharacterized. Gene Ontology annotation, molecular function: 4 iron, 4 sulfur cluster binding; iron ion binding; 2 iron, 2 sulfur cluster binding. The transcript has a single exon. Gene Ontology annotation, cellular component: mitochondrion. Gene Ontology annotation, biological process: iron-sulfur cluster assembly. Bases 1 to 759 code for a protein of 252 amino acids. Lineage: Eukaryota; Fungi; Ascomycota; Dipodascomycetes; Dipodascales; Dipodascaceae. The record is from RefSeq and is a predicted model, not a curated record.